GCUUCUAGCCCUCUGUUCUUCCACCAUUUUAGUCAGAUCCUGAAUUCUGCUCAGUUAAGGACUCACAAGAGUUGCUUAAAAUUUGCAUUUGGAAGUCAUGCCUCAAACAAUGAAUUUGAAAAAACUUUUUUUUGCACUAGUCAAGACACUACUGUAAUACUUGAGCAAAGUGACAUUUUUAGUGGUUGCUGACUCACAGAAUGAUGAUGUAGACAUCUGUGUUUGGGCUUUGACCGCAAUCAUUGCAAUGUGUCCUGGUUUCGGCUCGGAUAGAGUUAAUUUUCUUCUUAGUAGCUGGUACAGUGUGUUUUGGAUUUAGUGUGAGAAUAAUGUUGAUAACACACCGAUGUUUUAGUUGUUGCUAAGUAGCGCUUAUCCUAAGUUAAGGAUUUUUCAGUUUCCUAUGCUCUGCCAGUAAGCAGGUAUACCAGAAGCUGGGAGGGAGCGUGGCCGGGACAGCUGACCUGAACUAGCCAAAGGGAUAUUCCAUAUCAUAGAAUGUCGUGCUCAGUAUAUAAACUGGGGGGAGCUGGCCGGGAGGGGCGGAUCGCUGCUUGGGCAUCGGUCAGCGGGUGGUGAGCAAUUGCAUUUAAUGGGUAAAGCAGAAGGCUCUGUGGCUAGGGAAGAGUGGCAUGGACAUGUUACUGCUCUCUCUGUUGCACCAGAAUUUCGACGGCUGGGUUUGACAGCUAAAUUGAUGGAACUACUGGAAGAAAUUUCAGAAAAAAAGGGUGGAUUUUUCGUCAAUCUCUUUGUGCGAGUAUCAAAUCAGGUUGCAGUAAAUAUGUACAAGCAACUAGGCUACAGUGUGUACCGCACGGUAUUAGAGGACUACUCUGCUAGCAGUGGAGAGCCAGAUGAAGAUGCUUAUGAUAUGAGAAAAGCUCUUUCCAGAGAUACAGAGAAGAAAUCAAUUAUACCUCUGCCUCAUCCUGUGAGACCAGAAGACAUUGAGUAACUGUAAGCUGUGAUUCUCAGGCAACUUACUAAGAGCACCAGGUUCCUUCUCCCCCCAGCCUCCAAGAACAUACGGAUGAGGAAUCUUAGGCUCAGUGUUUUUCCCCGUGAAAUAAUAAAAAGCAAUAUUGAGAAGCUUACUAAUCCUGCUUCUGUUGGUAAUGGCUGCAUACUCCUGCACUUACCACAUUAUUUUUCCUUUCAAAUACUGGAAAUUCAGAGACUAUUAAAAUGGAGUUACCUCAUGUAUGGUGUUUUCUUGGUUUUCUUUCAAACCAAAAAUAACUGAAGUCAGUAACAGUAAAAACUCUUCAAAUGCAUUUAUUCAUGACCAAUGAAAAUACUGUACAAUACCCAAGAAACAGAGCAGGGGAAGGCAAUGUAUUAAUACUUGCAUAUAAGAUAAACCUGUUAUACAUAAUGUAGAAAUAUCUUUCCCCUCCUCAUGGCACAGGCAUGGGACUGAACUUUGGUUCACUGUUAAUUUGAAAAAGCCAGACAACCAAAGCAGUCAAGGCUUUCUCUCCACCGUGGACCAGAUUCAAGAAAAAUUAUGUGUUCUGAGUACCCAUACAUACCUUAACAUGCUGUGUCUGCUGAAGUAAUCUGCAGUAAAGAUUUCUUGUUUUCUCAUACUCUUCUUGCUCAAUUUCAGAGUCAAUGUAGGAUUUCAAAAGAACCUGCAAAAGAGAAAUCUCUCCUUAUCUUCACAGCAUCUUCAAACAACCCUAUAUCUGACACUGAGAUAACGCAAUUAUUUUUUUUAAAUGGAGAAGCAUGGAUUAAUGUAGAAUUUGCAGAAAUGAAAUUCAGUGAUCAGAGUAUUAAUUGACUGUACAAGCUGGGAUUAAGACUAAGUAAUAUCAAAUCUUGUGUUUCUCCCUCCAUGUUUUAUUAUGGGUUUUAUACUCCUGCGUACCCUGCCAAGAAACGUGCUAACUUAGACGAGAUACAGGCUAAGCCACUAUGGUGAGCAGUUCUGUUCAAGCUGGUAGAUUAUGUACAUUUUAAUUAACCACACUGUGUAAUAAAUACUGGUUUUGUUCCUGUUUU
Molecule: messenger RNA, 2010 nt
Organism: Harpia harpyja (harpy eagle)
Lineage: Eukaryota; Metazoa; Chordata; Aves; Accipitriformes; Accipitridae
Product: N-alpha-acetyltransferase 20-like
Exons: 4
Coding region: 593-958 (121 amino acids)
Biological process (GO): N-terminal peptidyl-methionine acetylation
Cellular component (GO): NatB complex
Molecular function (GO): protein-N-terminal amino-acid acetyltransferase activity
Source: RefSeq, a predicted model, not a curated record